Carassius gibelio (silver crucian carp) is the source of this 1811-nucleotide messenger RNA. RefSeq names its product phytanoyl-CoA hydroxylase-interacting protein (gene phyhip). Gene Ontology annotation, cellular component: cytoplasm. NCBI's taxonomy places the organism in Eukaryota, Metazoa, Chordata, Actinopteri, Cypriniformes, Cyprinidae. The transcript is spliced from 5 exons. The coding region runs from base 229 to 1230 and encodes 333 amino acids. The record is from RefSeq and is a predicted model, not a curated record. Gene Ontology annotation, molecular function: protein binding.
ACAGCUGUAGAAAAACAGAGAGAGAGAGAGUGAGAGAGAGAGAGAGAGAGAGAGCACGAGUGGGCAAACGAGAAACCUCUCGCUCUCAGUUUUCAUCCUCGUUUAAAGAGCUGGCAGCAGUGAAAGAGAAGAAUUACAGCCACACUAAUUUCUUCAGCUUCUGUCAGUGGAGAUAUCCCUUCUUUAUCAUCAUCAUCAUCAUCAUCACUGCUUCUGAACACACAGGCGAUGGCUGAGGUGGAGCUGCUCUCCACACCCCAUCAUAUUGAGAUCAGCGAUGUGACCUGCGACUCGUUCCGGAUCACCUGGGAUAUGACCCCUGAGGACGCGUCCCGAGUGACGCAUUACUUCAUCGACUUGAGCCGCAAAGAGGGCAGCGAGCACAACCGCUUCAAGCACAGAGAUGUCCCCACCAAGCUAGUGACAAAAGCAGGACCCCUGCCGAUGGCUGUGAGAGGCCACUGGUUCCUGAGUCCUCGAACAGAGUACUGUGUGGCUGUUCAGACUGCCAUCAGACAGCCGGACGGAGACUAUCAUGUGUCUGAAUGGAGCCAAGUAGUAGAGUUCUGCACUGGAGAUUAUGCCAUGGAGCAUCUCCAGCAGCUGUUAGAUAAAGCUCAGGCUGCUGCGGGGAGGCUGCUCAGGUUCUCCGUCUUCUACCGCAAUCAGAGUCCUGAAUACUUCCAAUAUGUCAGGUCAGAGUGUGGAGGUGCAAUGCUCCCAUCUUUCAAAGACAACAGUGGAAGUCACGGCUCCCCCAUCAACGGAAAGCUCCGUGGCGUCUUCCUCAGCUGCAGCACAGAGUUCGACACAGGCCUCCCUCCUAAAGACUCCCCAUACGGCCCUCUGCGUUUCCAAAUAUCUGCCGAUCGUGUCCUCACCCUGAGUACAAACCUCUACUUUGCUGACUUCUACUGCAUGUACACAGCGUACCAUUAUGUAGUGCUGGUGCUGGCCCCUGCUGGAUCGGAGGGGGAUAGCUUUUGCAACAGCCGCCUACCACGACUGGACCUGUCAAGCAAUCCCUUCCUGACAUUCACCCCUGGAGACGCACCGGCCUUCUGUCACGCCAGUGAUGUGAUUCUGGAGGUGCUCUACACAGAGCCCUUGCUUCUGGAGCACGGCAUACUCUCUCAGAUCAGUGGCCGUCACCAGCUCAUGAGUCUUUCCACCGCAAACGCCAAAAAAGACCCGAGCUGUAAGGUGUGCAAUAUCAGCGUGGGCCGCUGAGCUGUGAAUGGCAGCUAUCACUGGAAGUGCAACCGGAAACCGGAUCGUGAGAACCUCUCUGGUCUGGAAAUGGACCCAAAGGCAUAAUGAGGAUCUGAAUAAAUAUUCACUUAUGAAAAUUUGAAAAUACACCAAAGGCAUUGCACAAAAGAGGCAAUUAAAAAUAUAAAAAAAUGAAUGGGGCCAUGAUAGUCUGGCCACUUGUCGUGAAUCAAAGCCAUAUGGUCUGUGAGGAAACUAUUCAGAUCUUAAAGAGACUGUUCACCCCAAAAUAUUUCAUCAUUUACUUACUGUCUUUUAAAACUUGUAUUUUAAAGCACGAUAAAAGUGGUCCAUGGGACUAGUGUUAUAUUUUUAAAGUCUUCUGAAGCCAUAGCUUGUGAGUCUAACCGUAUAUAAAGGUUACAUUAUUGAAUUAUGUAAUUGAUUAUGUUUUUUUUUUUUUGUAUUAAGUCUUUUGGAUUGUCACCUGUAAUUCAUUUCAUGUGUCGUUGUGUGCAUGUAUAUGCAUAAAUAUGUUACAUUAACUGUAUUGAAUGCUUUAACAUUAAAUAAAAGACUUUUGAGAGUUUCUGCAUGUU